Esox lucius (northern pike) is the source of this 1953-nucleotide messenger RNA. RefSeq names its product transmembrane protein 33 (gene tmem33). The transcript has 8 exons. Gene Ontology annotation, cellular component: endoplasmic reticulum; membrane. The record is from RefSeq and is a predicted model, not a curated record. NCBI's taxonomy places the organism in Eukaryota, Metazoa, Chordata, Actinopteri, Esociformes, Esocidae. Gene Ontology annotation, biological process: membrane organization; endoplasmic reticulum tubular network organization. The coding region runs from base 185 to 937 and encodes 250 amino acids.
UCCUUUCUGGUGUAAGGUCAGCUGAUCCCAGAAUUUACUUCACUGUGGGGACGAGGUGUAGCGGAGUUACUACAUUACGAGCUAACGUUACAAUAGCGAAAUUAGCUAACAAAGGAAAGGACUUGCACGUGGAAGUUACGUCUGACAUCUCGACUAUACUCAGUGGUAAGCCAAAGUCAAGAAGAUGGCUGACACAGAGCAAACAAGUGCCCCUUCUCCCCCUCCAUUAGGGCCAGUGCAAUUCAUGUUGGCUAACAAACUAGAGACGGCAAUGUGGCUUUCACGGCUCUUCACCGUCUAUUGCUCAGUAAUGUUUAUUCUACCACUCUUAGGACCCCAGGCGGCAGCCAAUUUCUACCAACGUGCUCUGCUGGCCAAUGCCCUCACCAGUGCCCUGCGGCUACACCAGCGGCUCCCACACUUCCAGCUCAGCAGAGCCUUCCUCGCCCAGGCACUACAAGAGGACAGCUGUCACUACCUGCUGUACUCCCUCAUCCUGGUCAAUUCUUACCCCAUCACCAUGAGCAUUUUCCCAGUCUUUCUCUUCUCGUUGCUUCAUGCAACCACCUACACAAAGAAGGUUCUUGAUGCAGUGGGCCCCAAUAGCCUGCCGUUCGUGAGAAACUUCCUCAACAAGCUCACCGCUAACCAACAGAACAUCCUAAAGUUCAUUGCCUGCAACGAGAUCUUCCUAAUGCCAGCCACUGUCUUCAUGCUCUUCAGUGGCCAGGGAAGCUUGUUGCAGCCCUUCAUUUACUACAGGUUUCUAACUCUCCGCUACACCUCUAGAAGAAACCCCUACUGCCGCACCCUGUUCUCAGAGUUGCGGAUCCUCCUGGAGCAUUUCGUCAUGAAACCCACCUGCCCCGCCUUCUUCAGAAGGAUGUGCCUCAACAGCAUCGCGUUCAUGAGCCGCCUAGCCCCGACUGCUGUGUGACCGUGUUUUGUUCCCCAACCGUAGUUUUUACCGUAAGGGGUGUGGCGGCACGUCGGUUUUGAGAGGGACAGACGAAUGACAACAUUGAGGGUUUAAAAAAAAGUAGAACUUUUGAAUGUUACAAGUGGUCUGUGUUCCUGCUGCUCUGUUCAUAUGCUACAGCGGAGGCUGUGUCUUCGCCUGCAACGCACUGAAACCCCUCUCCCCCAGUCGUUUUUUGAUAUGGCUGAAUGGAACAGCUGGAAACAAACUCCCUCCUCCACCCCCUUAUUCUCUCUCUUUGGGAAGAACAGCGCCAGAGUAUCUGAUAGGAUCGAUCAUAUGAUGGUGAAUGUUUUUGGUCUGCCCUGUACGAUUUAUUUAUUCAUGGAGAAUACAUGUUCUGCGAAAUGCUAAUUGUCUCAUUGUACUAUACAUAAUUGCAGUCACUUAUUAUUUCUUUCUUUUAUAAUCAUAUUGUGCUAUUGAAAGGUGAGAUGUCAGUGGCUCUGGGAUUUCUACAUCCACCAAUUCCAUUUUAUACAUUUGUUUACUUAUGCGUAAAGAAUUGGUUGUGAUCUUUUUUUCUUAAAACACAUUUUUUAACCUUUAGAAUUGAGAUGUGAUCUAUGCCAUGUUUAUAAAAAAAAUUACAAAUUAAAAGUAGAGGCAGUAUUUUAUAAAGGCCUUGAUUAGAGAAUGUGGUUUAUCUGCUGUACUUUUGAAGGCUUGAAUGGUACAAAGAUUUCUGUCACCGUUAGAUUUACUUUACCAGCAAUUCUCCAGUCGACACAAAGCAUGUUAUGCAGCAAAUGGAAAGCGCUAGGAUGGCUGCAAGUGCAUAGUUGCAUUUUGAAUAGAUUUAUUAUUGAAAAUUCUAAUUAAAUUGAUCUGAUUUGUGGUUAACACUCUAUGGUCUUCUGAUUCACUGCAUGCCCACAUUUCCAUGUUAAAUGUAUUUAUUUUCUUGUAGAGAAACCAUGUUUGUCUGAAUCUGGAAUACAUUUAUCCAUUAUAUUAAAUUAAUCUAUAAAUUG